AUGUUGACUGCUAAUUUAGCAGAACAUGGCCGACCUUCCGUGCCUUUGGGGCAUCCCGCAAUAAAUCCACAGGUUUUCCUUGGCAGAGCUGCUGUUUCAAAGUUCUCCCACGAACCGCAGCGUGACCGGCUGUGUGUUUUGGUCGCUGCAGGGUUGGGCUUCAAAAAAUGUUAUUCGAUCAAGCGCUGGCAAAGGAGAUCUGUUGGAGUGGAGCAAGAUGUGGAAGCUCCAGUGUCAAAGUCUUUCAGCACUGAGGACGCACUUCCUCCACGUGUUGAUUUUAAUUGGGAGAAGCAAUGGUACCCUAUCCUUCCCGAAGACAUGCUCAGAACCAGCGGCCCUGAACCCAUCAGGCUCUUGGGCCGCGAUCUGGUGCUGUGGAAAGAUAGUGCCGGAAAGUGGCGGUGCACGGAUGGAAUUUGCCCCCACAGACUAGCCCCUCUAGCACAUGGGAGGGUCACCUCAGAAGGUCAGCUCAUGUGCCGCUUUCAUGGGUGGACCUUCAACGGUGACGGGUCAUGUGUGAAGGUUCCUAUGGCAGAAGGCGAUGCCACUGCAGAAGCCAAAUUGGUGGGGGCCGCUUGCAGCAAAUUGAGAACCUAUCCCACGCGAUCUGUCAAAGGUUUGAUAUUUGUGUGGCCGCACAGCGAAAGCUGGGACGAGGCUUCUAAAAAGGAGCCCUUUGUUGCAGAGGAGUUGGCUGAAAGCCCGAACUGGAGUGUUUUUGAUGCGCCGGCAAGCUGGAGGGUUUGGCUGGAGCAAAGUUGGGAUCCCAGCCAUGCGCCUUUUCUUCAUCAAUACGCUCUGCCAAAUUUCGCCCCAGAGCUAGCAUACGCCAUGGAACCUUUUGAAGUUGAGGACCUUGGCGAUGAUGGUCUCAGUGCGAGACAUGGAGGCUACAUGCAAAGCAACAAAGGAAUGAAAGCUUACAGACGCUUUGGUCCGCCAUGUGCGAACUCUACGUCGUACGUGUAUCCCGAUGGCCGCACAAUUGGCUUCAAUUUCUAUUUUGUGCCCACUGAGCCUGGUAAGGUAAGACAAAUCACAACAUCAUACUUCGUGCCAGCUCCGACCGAUAAGGGAGACGACAACGGACUGUCAGGGAACAUGAUGCAGAUGUCCAAAGUAGUGCUGAAGGGCAGGACGGUUGGUGGCAUAGACAAGGAGCGUGUGAGCUUUGCAAGUGCUGUUAAAAGCCGGAUAAAGAAGAGAUGGCCGAAGCUUGACCAAAUUGAACGAGGCCUGAAGAGUUGGAAGCUGAUGCAAGGCCUCAUUGGUGACCAGGACAACACCAUCCUGUCUUUUCAAGAUUCUGUUGGGCUGCGGGCAGUUCAAAGUGGACGUUUUCGUGAGCCUAGGUCCUCUCAGAAGUUUGGUGGGCCACCGACAGAGUAUCUUCUGGAAACAAAUGCUGACGAGCUGGUUUCACGCUUUGACUCUUGGGUGGCAGCUCGUGGAGGUGGCCCCUUUGGCUUUGGCCGCGAGGAGAACCAGACAGGAUUUUCAGGUGUUUUUGACCGCUGGGAAGCGCACACCCGCUUCAGCAAAGAUGCGCAGGCGGCCCUGGCUUUCUUGUCAGGCACUGCAGACUUCCUUGAAAGUCGUGUGGUUCCUGCAUGCGCUGUGGUGGCUGCUCUUUGCAUGACAUGUGGGCUUACGCGAAUCUCGGGGUUGCCGACUCUAGCUGCAGCUGCUGGCAUUUUUGCCAAAUCUCGAUUGCGAAAACAUGCGCAAGGCUUCCUCUCAGGUCUCCCUCCUGGACCUGGACUUCCUUUGCGAAAGCUCUGGGAAUGA
Symbiodinium pilosum is the source of this 1794-nucleotide messenger RNA. The record is from the annotation of a GenBank genome assembly. Lineage: Eukaryota; Dinophyceae; Suessiales; Symbiodiniaceae.